Messenger RNA from Rotaria sp. Silwood2, 402 nucleotides. The record is from the annotation of a GenBank genome assembly. NCBI's taxonomy places the organism in Eukaryota, Metazoa, Rotifera, Eurotatoria, Philodinida, Philodinidae.
AUGCCAUCAAUACAAUCAAAAGUAUUUCCGAUUUAUAUUGAUGAAAUAAGUAAUGGAGAUCAUCAACAAAAUCAUCCAAAUAUUUAUUUAAAUGUUCUCAAAAGUCUUUCUAUUCAUGUUCCAUCAAUUUAUUCAAGAGAAUUUGUUAAUCAACAAUCAAUUCUUGAUAUUAGUUUUAAAGAAGCUCUUUUAACAUCAACAACAUCACUUUUUCCAAAAACAUUUCAGCCAGAAAUUCUUGGUUAUACACUUGUAAAUAUGUUGCUUAUGGAACAACUGGAAAUAUUGUUGAUGAUCUUAACAAAAUUAUUUAAAAAACAAAAAGAGAUAACACAACUUCAAGAAUUUAUUCAAUUAAUUAAAACUAAAAGUUGUUUAGCACAAAAAAUGCAUGGAUCAUGA